CCCGCCCGAGGGAGCCGCCCCCGCCGUGAGCGAAGGUGCUCCCCGUCCGGCGCUCGCCGCCAGCCCGCCCCGCCCGCGAGGCGCCGCGCGCCUGCUUCGGCGAAGUAACUUUUUAUACCGCCUCCCCCUAGUCCUGGGGACCAGAGGCGGCGCCGAGCCGGGGGCGGUUCCUUGGCAGCGCCGGGCCCGUCGGAGCCAGACUUGCGCUCCCGGGCUGGGUCUGCAGCAUCCCCGCACCCGCUCCGGGCGCGCGCCGGCCCCUCGGCAGCCCCGGCUUCCGGCGCGGCCGACCCUCCCUGCGGCCCCCUCGGCCUCCGCAGCGCUCGCUCGCUGUCUCCCGGCUCUCCUCCAUUUGUCGUUUGAUGUUCCCACUCUUUGAGGAAGGAUGGUUGACCUGGAGAGCGAAGUGCCCCCUCUGCCUCCCAGGUACAGGUUUCGAGACUUGCUGCUGGGGGACCAAGGAUGGCAGAACGACGACAGGGUACAAGUUGAAUUCUAUAUGAAUGAAAACACAUUUAAAGAGAGGCUAAAAUUAUUUUUCAUAAAAAACCAGAGAUCAAGUCUAAGGAUACGCCUGUUCAAUUUUUCUCUCAAAUUACUAAGCUGCUUAUUAUACAUAAUCCGAGUACUACUAGAAAACCCUUCACAAGGAAAUGAAUGGUCUCAUAUCUUUUGGGUGAACAGAAGUCUACCUUUGUGGGCCUUACAGGUUUCCGUGGCAUUGAUAAGUCUUUUUGAAACAAUAUUACUUGGUUAUCUUAGUUAUAAGGGAAACAUUUGGGAACAGAUUUUACGAAUACCUUUCAUCUUGGAAAUAAUUAAUGCAGUUCCCUUCAUUAUCUCAAUAUUCUGGCCUUCCUUAAGAAAUCUGUUUGUCCCAGUCUUUCUGAACUGUUGGCUUGCCAAACAUGCCUUGGAAAAUAUGAUUAAUGAUCUACACAGAGCCAUUCAGCGUACACAGUCUGCAAUGUUUAAUCAAGUUUUGAUUUUAAUAUCUACAUUACUAUGCCUUAUCUUCACCUGCAUUUGUGGGAUCCAACAUCUGGAACGAAUAGGAAAGAAGCUGAAUCUCUUCGACUCCCUUUAUUUCUGCAUUGUAACGUUUUCUACCGUGGGCUUCGGGGAUGUCACUCCUGAAACAUGGUCCUCCAAGCUUUUUGUCGUUGCUAUGAUUUGUGUUGCUCUUGUGGUUCUACCCAUACAGUUUGAACAGCUGGCUUAUUUGUGGAUGGAGAGACAGAAGUCAGGGGGGAACUAUAGUCGACACAGAGCUCAAACGGAAAAGCACGUUGUUCUGUGUGUCAGCUCGCUGAAGAUCGAUUUACUUAUGGAUUUUCUAAACGAAUUCUAUGCUCAUCCUAGACUCCAGGAUUAUUAUGUGGUGAUUUUGUGUCCUACUGAAAUGGAUGUGCAAGUCCGAAGGGUACUGCAGAUUCCAAUGUGGUCCCAAAGAGUUAUCUAUCUUCAAGGUUCAGCCCUUAAAGAUCAAGACCUGUUGAGAGCAAAGAUGGAUGACGCUGAGGCCUGUUUUAUUCUCAGUAGCCGUUGUGAAGUGGAUAGGACAUCAUCUGAUCACCAAACAAUUUUGAGAGCAUGGGCUGUGAAAGAUUUUGCUCCAAAUUGCCCUUUGUAUGUCCAGAUAUUAAAGCCUGAAAAUAAAUUUCACAUCAAAUUUGCUGAUCAUGUUGUUUGUGAAGAAGAAUUUAAAUACGCCAUGUUAGCUUUAAACUGUAUAUGCCCAGCAACAUCUACACUUAUUACACUACUGGUUCAUACCUCUAGAGGGCAAGAAGGCCAGCAGUCGCCAGAACAAUGGCAGAAGAUGUACGGUAGAUGUUCUGGGAAUGAAGUCUACCACAUUGUUUUGGAAGAAAGUACAUUUUUUGCUGAAUAUGAGGGAAAGAGUUUUACAUAUGCCUCUUUCCAUGCACACAAAAAGUUUGGUGUCUGCUUGAUUGGUGUAAGGAGGGAAGAUAAUAAAAACAUUUUGCUGAAUCCAGGUCCUCGAUACAUUAUGAAUUCUACAGACAUAUGUUUUUAUAUUAAUAUUACCAAAGAAGAGAAUUCAGCAUUUAAAAAUCAAGACCAGCAGAGAAAAAGCAAUGUUUCAAGGUCAUUUUAUCAUGGACCUUCCAGAUUACCUGUACAUAGCAUAAUUGCCAGCAUGGGUACUGUGGCUAUAGACUUGCAAGACACAAGCUGUAGAUCAGCAAGUGGCCCUACCCUGUCUCUUCCGACAGAAGGAAGUAAAGAAAUAAGAAGACCUAGUAUUGCUCCUGUUUUAGAGGUUGCAGAUACAUCAUCAAUUCAAACAUGUGAUCUUCUAAGUGACCAAUCAGAAGAUGAAACUACACCAGAUGAAGAAAUUUCUUCAAACUUAGAGUAUGCUAAAGGUUACCCACCGUAUUCUCCAUAUAUAGGAAGUUCACCCACUUUUUGUCAUCUCCUUCAUGAAAAAGUACCAUUUUGCUGCUUAAGAUUAGACAAGAGUUGCCAGCAUAACUACUAUGAGGAUGCAAAAGCCUAUGGAUUCAAAAAUAAACUAAUUAUAGUUGCAGCUGAAACAGCUGGAAAUGGAUUGUAUAACUUUAUUGUUCCUCUCAGGGCAUACUAUAGACCAAAGAAAGAACUUAAUCCCAUAGUACUGCUAUUGGAUAACCCCCUAGAUGACUUACUCAGGUGUGGAGUGACCUUUGCUGCCAACAUGGUGGUUGUGGACAAAGAGAGCACCAUGAGUGCGGAGGAAGACUACAUGGCAGAUGCCAAAACCAUCGUGAACGUGCAGACUCUCUUCAGGUUGUUUUCCAGUCUCAGUAUUAUCACAGAGCUUACUCACCCAGCCAACAUGAGAUUCAUGCAAUUCAGAGCCAAAGACUGUUAUUCUCUUGCUCUUUCAAAACUGGAAAAGAAAGAACGAGAGAGAGGUUCUAACCUGGCCUUUAUGUUUCGACUGCCUUUUGCUGCUGGGAGGGUGUUUAGCAUCAGUAUGUUGGACACUCUGCUGUAUCAGUCAUUUGUGAAGGAUUAUAUGAUUUCGAUCACGAGACUUCUGUUGGGACUGGACACUACACCAGGGUCUGGGUUUCUUUGUUCUAUGAAAAUUACUGAAGAUGACUUAUGGAUCAGAACUUACGCCAGACUUUAUCAGAAGUUGUGUUCUUCUACUGGAGAUGUUCCCAUUGGAAUCUACAGGACUGAGUCUCAGAAACUUACUACAUCUGAGUCUCAAAUAUCUAUCAGUGUAGAAGAGUGGGAAGACACCAAAGACUCCAGAGAACAAGGGCACCACCGCGGGAACCACCGCAACUCAACAUCCAGCGACCAGUCGGACCAUCCCUUGCUGCGGAGAAAAAGCAUGCAGUGGGCCCGAAGACUGAGCAGGAAAGGCCCAAAACACUCUGGUAAAACAGCUGAAAAAAUAACCCAGCAGCGACUGAACCUCUACAGGAGGUCAGAAAGACAAGAGCUUGCUGAACUUGUGAAAAAUAGAAUGAAACACUUGGGUCUUUCUACGGUGGGAUAUGAUGAAAUGAAUGAUCAUCAAAGUACCCUCUCCUACAUCCUAAUUAACCCAUCUCCAGAUACCAGGAUAGAGCUGAAUGAUGUUGUAUACUUAAUUAGACCAGAUCCACUGGCCUACCUUCCGAACAGUGACCCCAGUCGAAGAAACAGCAUCUGCAAUGUCACCGGUCAAGACGCUCGGGAGGAAACUCAACUUUGAUAAAAAUAAAAUGAGAAACUUUUUCCUGCAAGGAUCUUGCUUGAAACCACAAAAGUGUUGCUGGCAUGAAAGAAACUAGAUGGAAAUAUAUGUAGUUUUCUCAUAUUUAAAAACAUAAUCUUUUCUCUUAGAAGUAUAGAUUAUUUAGAAACUUAAUGUACUACUUACUGGUACUCUCCCUAUUAAUAUUUGAAGGACGUCAGUGGAAUAAGUUUGAAAAGUGAUAUUAAAAUACAGAUAUUUAAAUCUGACAUUUAAUUGUUUUAUAGUAAUCCAAACUAUAUGAAACCAAUUUUAAAAAUUAUUAAGGUUUUAUGAAGUUGACAAAAUCUAACUAUAUUUGUUGCAUCACAGUGGACACAGAAUGUUGCUGCCCCUCUUAAAAAUUAAAUGUGCCAUAUUAUAUUCUUUAAACUCACUGUUUUACAAAGUUGAGCUCAUCAUAAAUGUCUGGUCUUCUCUACAUAGAGAUUAACUAACAAACUUGUGUGGCUGACUUUUGUGUAAGAAUCAUAGUUUGCUUUAGAAUACAAAUCUUUAAGUCAUUUUAACGUUUUUUGUCUGCCUUAUGAUAUAAAAAUAUUUAUCUUAGAAUUUGAGAUGUCAUAGCAUGUUUUAUUACACUGAAGUAACUAAAACAUAAAUGAAAAGAAACACUAGGUUCCUGCACUUUUUGGUAACUUUAUAUCUAGCAAACAUUUUAUGCCAAGAACAGCAUACUCUAAAGCAAAUAUCUAUUAUUCUCCUAAAAGAAUGCCUAGCAUAGAGAAAAUACUUAAUACACAUUUGUUGACUUAAAUUUAAUUCAAGGAUUGAAACAUUAACUGGAUUUCUUGAAAUAUGUAGUAAUGAUUGGCACUAGACUCUUGAGCUUUAUCAUGUUUCAUGUAUUUAUAUAGUAAAUUUCAUUAGAAAAAUACUUUUAAAAUUGACAGAAGAUAAUUUUUAAAGAUAAUUUAUACCUUUUAUGAACCCCAAAGACACUUCAAAACUUUAAAAGUCCUUCUUAUGUCUUUGGUAAUGAAACAAUAACACUGAAAAAAGAUUGUAUUACAGAUUUUGGCUUAAUUUUGAAAUUAUAUGAGCUAUAUUUUAACAUUAUGAGAGAAAAGCGUAAAACAAGAAUAGGUAGUUCUUGGCUUUUAACAUUAAUACAAAUCAUGUAGAAUUUGAUUUAUAAAUUUAUAUAUAAAUUGACCGUUGAUAACACCAAUUUUUUACCUGUAUUGUGUUUUCUCCCUAGAGAAAUAGAUCAAAAAAGCAUAAGAGAAUGCAUACAUAGUUUUCUAGGUAGUGGAAGUGUGUUAAAAUGUGUCUUAUAAAGGAAACAUUGGUAAAUUUAAAUUAUACUCUUCUAAUUUUGUAUUUUUUAGUUUUUGAAUUUGGCAUUGAGUUUAAUUCAACAACAAAGAAUACGUAGAAGACUAGAAAGGGACAUUUUUGCCUUUCUUUCCAUAAUGACACAGAUGAACUUAAAGAGUAAGAAAAAAUUUUAAGAUAUUCUAAUGUUCUCUCAAUAAUUCUACAGAAAUAAAAUUGUAAAGUGCAAUGUGAAAUCAAAGAUUGUAGUCCUGGUAUAAUUUGACUUGGAGACUAUGAAAUGCCUUUUUUCUUUUGAGUAUUUUACAUUAUCCAUAUUUUAGAAUAACAAGAACUCCAAGAAUUACCCCUAAAACAGAGAUCCUGCAUUUAAUCUACUUUGAUCACAGAAGUAGAAUUUAUGACAGGUUAGCUAAAAUUGGGAGCAUGCCUUAAAACUUAAAGAUUGUAUGCAUAUAUGUGUAUAUGUUAUAAACAUGUGAAAUAUAUUUGACACACACAUUCACAUAUAAAUUGUUAAAAACUGAAGGCAGAAUGGAACUAAUAUAUAUGUAACAGAGAAAAAUAAUACAUUUAAUGAACUUGUUUUAUAUUUGCAUAUCAAGAGUCAAGUAUGAUGUUUAAGUUAACCUUUUUUACUUCAUUAUUUUUAGGAUUAAAUGUAAGAUUUUACAAAUCUUUUAUUUCCCCACAAGAUUUGAUGUUUGGUAUUUUUGCAUUAUGACAGUUGUCAAGACUAGGAUUUUAAGCUAGGAUAUGAUUAUAUUUCCUAUAUAAUUAAAAAUUUUGUUUCAUAAAUUUUAAGAUAAUUAUUUUUGACUAUGAACAUUAGUCCAAAUUUAAUAUUUGACACAGUUCAUACCAGCUUGCUACAAUAAUGAUAAUUUAUUAGCCUUUCUCUUAUUUAAAGAAUAAAAACAUGUUUAUAAAAGACUUUUAAUGAACUGUUGCCUUUUUAAAAUAAUUAUACUUGCACAAGAAAAUAAAAUAUAAAGUCAGUAAUAGCCCUUGCAGCCCAAUGGGAAUUGAUUCUGUUUAUUGGUCUGUACCAUUUUGCUACCAGUUACAUUGAACUGCUUUAAAAUGAAUAAUAAAAUUAUUUCUAAUGAUG
Molecule: messenger RNA, 6152 nt
Organism: Saimiri boliviensis boliviensis (Bolivian squirrel monkey)
Lineage: Eukaryota; Metazoa; Chordata; Mammalia; Primates; Cebidae
Gene: KCNT2
Product: potassium sodium-activated channel subfamily T member 2
Biological process (GO): potassium ion transmembrane transport
Cellular component (GO): plasma membrane
Molecular function (GO): intracellular sodium-activated potassium channel activity; outward rectifier potassium channel activity
Source: RefSeq, a predicted model, not a curated record